AACAUUUUUUCAUCUUGUCGCCGGCGCUUGGGACUUUUUGAGUGGCUUUGAUUUUUUCCAAUCCUUGGCAUGAUUCGGGGUCAUCGCGCUGACCUGAGGAUUUUUUUUUUUGCAAGUCGAUUUGCUUCCCCCCCCCCUCCAAAAAAAGCCAAAUAUUGAUCGCCGCUCUCCAGUUUUCCUCCCCCGAUGGUGAACCUCUCUCGCUCCUCGCGUUGGCAUCUGGCGUGAAAGGACCCAAAACAAGCGGGGCAAGAGACACCAUGAAGUGUUAAACGAGAACAGCCAAAACCUCCAAGCGGUGUCUUUUUCUUCUUCUUUUGGUUCCAACCCAUCCUCUGCAAAGAACUCGCAGUUGCAGAGAGAGAUUUUUUUUUGCAAGCUGCAGAAAGGGAAAGCGAGCGAGCGAGAGAAAGAGCGAGCGGAGGGGGAGGGAAUUCCGAGCGAGAAAAGGCAGAAAAGGAGAGAGAGAGGGGGAAAAGCCAGCCCCGAUGCGAAAGGCCAAUAAAUAGCCGCGGAGCAGCAGCCGCCUGCGGUGCACCGACCCAGCGCCGUUUCGCACCCGGGCGGGGGGGCGCCAGCCCGUUGGAGCGCCGCUCGCCGAGGCGCUGGCGGAGCGAGAGAGCCGGAGCGCCGCCGCGCCGCCGCCGCCGCCGCAGCCCAGCCUCGCCAGCCCGGCCGCCGCCAAACUGGCUCAUCCGCUGGCCGGCCAGAGCAGCCCCCUCGCGCCGGGCGGAGCGGGCCCUUUCUGGCGGGCGGGCGGCAAGCGGAUGGCCGCCUCGGAGCUGGCCCUCGGCGGGGCCGACCUGCCCACCAGCCCCUUGGCCAUGGAAUAUGUUAAUGACUUCGAUCUGAUGAAGUUCGAGGUGAAAAAGGAGCCGGGCGAGAGCGAGCGCCUCAUCAGCCAGUGCGGCCGCCUCAUCGCCGGGGGCUCGCUCUCCUCCACCCCCAUGAGCACGCCCUGCAGCUCCGUGCCCCCCUCGCCCAGCUUCUCGGCGCCCAGCCCGGGCUCGGGCGGCAGCGACCAGAAGAGCCACCUGGAAGACUACUACUGGAUGACCGGCUACCCGCAGCAGCUCAACCCGGAGGCGCUGGCCUUCAGCCCGGAGGACGCCGUGGAGGCGCUCAUCAACAGCGGCCACCACCAGCUCCAGAGCGCCGCCGCCGCCGCCGCCGCCGGCUUCGAGGGCUAUGCCCGCGGGCAGCCGCUGCCCGCCGGCCCGGCCGGCUCCAUGCCCGGCGAGGAGAUGGGCUCGGCCGCCGCCGUGGUGUCGGCCGUGAUCGCGGCGGCCGCGGCGCAGAGCGGCGCCGGCCCCGGCGCGCCCCACUUCCACCACCACCACCACCACCCGGCCGGCCACCACCACCACCCGCAGCACCACCCGCCGCCGCCGCAGCAGCAGCAGCCGCAGCCGCCGGGCAGCGUCCAGUCCUCGGCCAGCAGCAGCGGCGGCGGCUCCAGCGCCGGCUCCAGCGGCGGCUCCAGCGCGGGGCUCCACCACCUGCACUUCGACGACCGCUUCUCGGACGAGCAGCUGGUGACCAUGUCGGUGCGGGAGCUCAACCGGCAGCUGCGCGGCGUCAGCAAGGAGGAGGUCAUCCGGCUCAAGCAGAAGCGGCGGACCCUCAAGAACCGCGGCUACGCCCAGUCCUGCCGCUUCAAGCGGGUCCAGCAGCGGCACGUCCUCGAGUCCGAGAAGAACCAGCUGCUCCAGCAAGUCGAGCACCUCAAGCAGGAGAUCUCCAGGCUGGUCCGGGAGAGAGACGCCUACAAGGAGAAGUACGAGAAGUUGGUCAGCAGCGGCUUCCGAGAAAACGGCUCCAGCAGCGACAACCCUUCCUCGCCAGAGUUUUUCAUUUUCCCACCAUCGACUCAGUUCCUCCGAUGAAGCUCGCCUUUGAAAUCUGCCAUCUAUAUUCAAUUUUAUUUGGGGGGUUCAGUUUAUGAAGUGGGUUUCCCUCCUGCUUUUGAGUUUGCCGUGUCCCCCCUCCCCCCCAAAUACUUUUUCUGCCAUCCUGAGUUUAUUUUUUGCAUUUGGGCUUUGAACUUGCAAAACAAGGAUAAAGACACACACACAAAGAAACAAAAAAAAAAGUUUUAGAUCUCAGCUUUCUGAGUCCCGUCUGCAGUUGGGCUAAAUCCAGAGAAUAUAUCUAGAGCAACCUGCCAAAAGAAACUUGUAUCCAGCUUCCCCUGUGUUCAUGGUGUGACAUUUGGCCUUUAAGCUACCAAACAGUGAAAACUUUUUGCCUGCUAUUAGCCACCCAUCUUCAUCUCAUGCAUUAUGCUUGCUACUCGGUCUUAGCAUCAAUUAACUAUAGAACUGUUUCAAAAGACUGUGGGGGAGAGAGAAAAAAAGACAUUAUAUUGAUUUUUUUAAAAAAACCUUGCAUGCUGGACAUGUAUGGUAUAUUAUUUUUUUUCCUUUUGCUUGGAUAUGGACUUUGAAGACUAUGAUGGCAUGACAUUCAUCCUCUUUAGUUAUAUCGCCUGGCCACUUUUUUGAACCGAAAUCAAAAAAGUGCAACCUCCAUUAUUUUGUUUUUGGUCUUCUUCCUCUUCCUUCCCCAUCCAAGAGUGCGUCUACUCUGAACACUGCUUUGAGUUGCUGCAAACUUCAGACUUCUUUUUAAUGCACUGAAACACCCAACUUUUUUAAAAAAAAGCAAAGAAAAAAAUCCAGAAAACGAAGCCAGAACCAAUUGUGACCACCUUAAUGAGUCAAAAAAGAACUUUGGAAAGACAUUUUUUUAUGUGCUAAAAAGAUUGCCUUCCAAUUAGUGGGAUUUGAACACCACGCUGUCGCUUAAAGCAGUCUAACUUUUAUUUUGGAAUGAUCGGCCUCAUUUCUGUCAUUUUAAAAAAAAUCCUUUUGCAUUUGGUUAUUGUCCAAUGUGGAAUGCUAUGGGUUUCUAGAAUAUAAUUUAAUUCUAGCUUUUAUUGUCUGUUAGCCCAGUUCAAAUGUAUGCUACAGAUAAAGGAAUGUUAUAGAUAAGUUCCGAAGAGUUAGGUCUGUCUAGAAGUAGGUCGUUUUUUAAAAGAAAAAUUAUGCACUAAAUUGUUCACUAUUGUGAUGUUAAAAGGGGGUAGAAUUUACAAUGGGACUGUCUUUUUUUAAAAAGUAGCUUAUUGCAGCAUGUGAUUACAACUUUAAGAUAAGUUGGGUAUAUGUAGUCCUUGCUAUACCACUGACUGUAUUUGGAAACCAAAGUAUUAAAAAAGGGGAGGCCCCCCUGUUUAUAUUAAUAGGGGUAUUUUGUGUUCAAAAUGUAUGGUUGGGUUUGGGGUUUGGGUUUUUUUGUUUUUGAAAUUGAAAUAUUUGGGACUGAAUUGCACUAUGAUAUAACCUGAAAGCAUAAAAAGAUAAACCAUUACAAUCCUGACUCAGAUGCUAAUACCAUUAUGCAGUUACAAAAGAUGGCAUUACUGCUUUUUUUUUAAUGAUGCAGAUUUUUUUACAGUUGUAUUGUGGUGCAGAACUGGAUUUUCUGUAACUUCACAAAUUCACAAAAGUUUAAAGGCAUUAAUCAGUAAAUUUUAUUUUCAGGGACUGAUAAUCCUGUCUUUUUUAAAAAUGGAUAGUAAAAUCUUGCCACAAUAAAUAUAAAAAAAUCUUGUCAGUUA
This is a messenger RNA of Eublepharis macularius, 3622 nucleotides long. It is a transcript of the gene MAF, whose product is annotated as MAF bZIP transcription factor. Gene Ontology annotation, biological process: regulation of transcription by RNA polymerase II. Gene Ontology annotation, molecular function: DNA-binding transcription factor activity, RNA polymerase II-specific; RNA polymerase II cis-regulatory region sequence-specific DNA binding. The transcript has 2 exons. NCBI's taxonomy places the organism in Eukaryota, Metazoa, Chordata, Lepidosauria, Squamata, Eublepharidae. The coding region runs from base 768 to 1886 and encodes 372 amino acids. Gene Ontology annotation, cellular component: nucleus. The record is from RefSeq and is a predicted model, not a curated record.